This is a messenger RNA of Vitis riparia (riverbank grape), 662 nucleotides long. Its product is annotated as calcium-binding protein CP1. Bases 65 to 556 code for a protein of 163 amino acids. The transcript has a single exon. The record is from RefSeq and is a predicted model, not a curated record. Gene Ontology annotation, molecular function: enzyme regulator activity; calcium ion binding. Lineage: Eukaryota; Viridiplantae; Streptophyta; Magnoliopsida; Vitales; Vitaceae.
UUACAUUUCGUGUCUAUUGUUCUUCAAAACGCGUCGGUUCGAUCUCAUUUACGAAGCAGCUGCAAUGUGUCCCACCGGCAGUUCCCUCCCUCAGGCGACUGCGGUGAGGUCCGAGUUCCGCCCGGCAUUCGACGUCCUCGACGCCGACCGCGACGGCAAGAUCAGCCGCGAAGAUCUCCGCAGCUUUUACGCGGGAUUCCCAGGCGGCGUCUCCGGAGAUGAGGAGGCGAUCGGAUCGAUGAUGUCGGUGGCGGAUUCGAACAAGGAUGGGUUCGUGGAGUACGAUGAGUUUGAACGCGUGUUGGGCUGCCGGAGAAGUCCGAGGAACAAGGGCCACGGCGUCGCUGGGGUGAUGGAGGAUGUGUUUAAGGUUAUGGACAGGGACGGCGACGGCAAAGUAGGGCUCGAGGAUUUGAAGAGCUAUAUGAAUUGGGCCGGGUUUUCUGCAACUGAGGAAGAUAUCAAGGCCAUGAUCAAAUUGGGCGGCGGUGAUGAAGAUAGUGGUGUAUCCUAUGAUGGUCUGCUCAAGAUCCUGGCCGUUGAUUAUAUUAACUAAUUUUGCGCGUAUUUUACCUGUAAAAGUAAAAUAAAAUGUAGAAAUUUCUGCAUAUUUGCCGAACUCAUCUUUUUGUCCCAUUAACUAAAAAGGCGUUGCGAUCCAA